Molecule: messenger RNA, 1572 nt
Organism: Cyprinus carpio (common carp)
Lineage: Eukaryota; Metazoa; Chordata; Actinopteri; Cypriniformes; Cyprinidae
Product: lymphocyte cytosolic protein 2a
Exons: 20
Coding region: 62-1495 (477 amino acids)
Biological process (GO): cell surface receptor protein tyrosine kinase signaling pathway; intracellular signal transduction
Molecular function (GO): protein binding
Source: RefSeq, a predicted model, not a curated record
UUUCAAUGCUUGUGGUAUCUGGGAUUUGAUAUUCAUAAGUAAGUGUAGUGCAUUUGGAAUAAUGAAUUCUGAAAGUUUGCCAUCCAAAUCGGAGGUUCUCAGCUGGGAUUCACAACGGUUAGCAGACUUUCUGAAGAAACGGAAUCUAACUGGGUGUGAUAAGGUUGUGACACGGUAUAGCAUCAGUGGCCAAAGGUUCCUGAGUAUGUCUGACAACGACCUUCAAAAGUUCCCUAAGCUUCAUGCACCGCUUAUCUCCAAAAUUUGUCAGGAAAUCAACAAGAAGAGGAUCUUUCCGCCGAUUCCAAUGAUAAGGCCAUCACCAGUUCCCAGCUACCCACAACCACCAGUUGAGCAUCAUGAGGAUCAAGCGUGGGACUCUGAAGAGUUUGAGAGUGAUGAUGACUACGAGAAUCCUGAUUCGAACGAUGAAGGUGAAGCUAGCGGUGGAGACUAUGAGUCCCCAGAGGAGGGGUCAGACAGCGACAACAGCUAUGAGCCUCCGCCAACCGAGCCUAAUGAAGACACGGCCCAGAUCUGCCCCGCAAAACCCAUGGAAAACAGCGAUUAUAUUGAUAAUAACCGCACACGUGGAGUGAGCAGAAGUCAACCGCCUGUCCCUCCCGAGCCCCCAACCCCCUCACCCUCCCACACACCUUCAAAGCGUCAAACGGUUGGACUGCCUAUGAGAGAAGAGCGGCCCCUAAAAAGAUCCCCAGCACCUGCCGUGGACCGCAGUAAAAAGCCAGGAGCUCUGGACAGAAACCAGCCUGCAGCUGUAGCAGGUGGAAGAGUCACAUGCUCGCUUGACAGAACUGGUCAACUGCCAAGAAGACUCCCGGCAGUGGAGCCACCAGGAGAACCAAUGAGAAUUCCCAAACCCUCACUUCCUCCUCUAGGGGUGCGCAGAAGUGCCUCUUCUGUUACACCAGGCUCUCAGAACAGACAACCUGACCCUGACCACAGAAAGGAGUUUCGUGAUGACACUGCUAGGCACAACUCCAACACAUUCCCAAUGCACGUUAGGAACCUUUCACCAAGACCGCCGGGAACCCACGGACAGUCCUAUCAAACAGACAAUGUUCACCCCAGUCGAUCACUACCGGGAAAACUGCAGGAGGGUAAGCGUGCAUUGCAUUCGUUUGACAUGGAUCCAGCUUGGUAUGUGGGUCAGGUCUCCCGAGGUGAGGCAGAGAACUGCCUCAGAAGAGUUAACCGGGAUGGGACGUUCCUUGUGCGAGACAGUUCAAAUCGAUCUUCAAACCAGCCCUACACGCUUGUGGUCCUGUACCAGGAUAAAGUUUACAACAUACAGAUCCGCAGAAAUCAAGAUGGCUUCAUGCUAGGCACUGGUCUGAAAUCCUAUGAGACUUUCGAUCAGGUCAGCGACAUUAUCAACCAGCACAAACACAAGCCACUCCUUCUUAUUGAUGCCAAGAACCGAGAAUCAAGCCAACAGAACCAGUGUGCUUUGAUUUAUCCAGCUAGAUAUUAAACCUUUAUUCUACACAAGACUAAUUUAAAGUAACUAGUUUUAGUUAUUACAAAACAUUAAUCUGAAAUCAAAUCAAC